Molecule: messenger RNA, 5228 nt
Organism: Lemur catta (Ring-tailed lemur)
Lineage: Eukaryota; Metazoa; Chordata; Mammalia; Primates; Lemuridae
Gene: SSC5D
Product: scavenger receptor cysteine rich family member with 5 domains
Exons: 16
Coding region: 1-5142 (1713 amino acids)
Cellular component (GO): membrane
Source: RefSeq, a predicted model, not a curated record
AUGAGGAACUGGGGCUUCACACUGAAAUCCACCAAGCCCCAGGUCUGCCCUUCCCCCAACCGCAGCAGUGGUCUGACCAGGCUUCCCUGGCUGGACAACAGAGGAGGCAAGAGCCUCAGCCUUAGCCGCUGGCCAGCCCUCCCCCUCCGGUCCCCUGCCGCCUCCCUGCAGCCUCUCUCUUCCUCCUGGCAAAGCAUCCAGCCCCUGCCUGCUCCUUCUCUGUCCUGGGCCCUGAGCGCCUCGGGCAGGCGCUUCCCUCCCUCCCUCCCUCCGGGGCGCCUCCGCCUCCCUCUCCUGCUCUUCCCCUUUCACCCUGGCCCUGCCCUGGACUCUGCAAACAUGAGGGUCUUGGCCUGCCUCCUUGCGGCACUGGUGGGGAUCCAGGCUGUUGGGUCCAGUGGCCAGGAUGCUGGCCUCCUAAUGGCACCCUAUGGGACAGCCCCCAGCUCCUACUGUCACCCUGGCCCUGGGGCCUCAGAGUCACAGCCUUUCCUCCGCCCCCCUCCCCCAGAGCGACUGCGCCUGGCUGACGGCCCCCACGGGUGUGCCGGCCGCCUGGAGGUCUGGCACAGCGGGCGCUGGGGCACCGUGUGCGACGAUGGAUGGGACCUGCGUGAUGCCGCUGUGGCCUGCCGGCAGCUGGGCUGCGGGGGGGCGCUGGCUGCCCCAGGGGGCGCCUUCUUCGGGGAGGGCGCGGGGCCAGUAUGGCUCAGCGAGCUGGCCUGCCGGGGCAGCGAGGGGCAGCUGGGCCUCUGUCCCCACCGGGGCUGGAAGGCCCAUAUCUGCUCCCAUGAGGAGGACGCAGGCGUCGUCUGUGCAGGUCAGCGUGUGGCUAACUCGAGGGACAAUCCCACUUCCCCGCUGGAUGGGGAUUUGUGGCCAGGGCUGUCUGGGGAGCUGAGCCCCAGCUCGGAGGAGCCCCCCGUUACUCCUGCUCCCCGCCCAGCGGGGAGCCCCCAGAACAGCCCCCGGAAGAAGAGCCCCCGGCCGCCCAAGCAGCCCAAGUCCACCCGGGCUCCUUUGCUGACUACUGGAGCCCCCCGCCAAGAGCGGCUACGCCUGGUCUCAGGCCCUCACGGCUGCGCCGGCCGCCUGGAGGUCUGGCACGGUGGGCGCUGGGGCACUGUUUGCGACGAUGGCUGGGACCUGCGCGACGCUGCCGUGGCCUGCCGGGAGCUGGGCUGCGGAGGGGCGCUGGCCGCCCCGGGGGGUGCCCGAUUUGGGCCAGGUUCAGGGCCGGUGUGGAUGGACGACGUGGGGUGCGGAGGAGGAGAGCAGGCCCUCCGGGACUGUCCCCGGAGUCCCUGGGGCCGCAGCAACUGCGACCACAGCGAGGACGCUGGGCUGGUCUGCACCGGCCCGGCCCCCAGGCUGCGCCUGGCCGAUGGCCCCCACGGCUGUGCCGGCCGCCUGGAGGUCUGGCAUGGUGGGCGCUGGGGGUCAGUGUGCGACGACGCCUGGGACCUGCGUGACGCCGCAGUGGCCUGCCGGGAGCUGGGCUGUGGGGGGGCGCUGGCCGCCCCUGGGGGCGCCUUCUUUGGGGAGGGGUCUGGACCCAUCAUCCUGGACGAUCUUCGGUGUCGCGGAAAUGAGACGGCCUUGCGAUUCUGCCCAGCGCGGCCCUGGGGCCAGCAUGACUGUCACCACCGCGAGGACGCUGGGGCCGUGUGUGAUGGCAUGCCCCUCGGAUAUGUCCCUCCCACGGCCCCUGCAGUGGACAGCAACACCUCAACGUCCAGGCAGGCAGUCUCCAGGCCUCUGUCCCCCACAGUGAGCCAGGCCCCAGGGACAGCAGGCAUUUCACCUCCUCCAGCCUCUCCUACCGCGCCUCGGGAGCCUGGACCAGAGGCCGGGUCCCCCCAGCUGCGCCUGGUGGCUGGGCCCAGCAGGUGCUCAGGUCGGCUGGAGGUGUGGCAUGAUGGGCGCUGGGGGACGGUGUGUGAUGAUAGCUGGGACAUGCGGGACUCAGCUGUGGUCUGCCGGGAGCUGGGCUGUGGUGGACCUCGGCAGCCAGACCCUGCUGCUGGCCGCUUUGGCUGGGGUGCAGGCCCCAUCUGGCUAGACGAUGUGGGCUGUGUGGGGACCGAGGCUUCGCUGUCUGACUGCCCUGCCGCUCCCUGGGGGAAGCACAACUGUGCUCACAAUGAGGAUGUUGGCGUCACCUGCACCGGCCCUCCUGGCCUGGACUCUGUCUCAGACCCCUUCAGCUGGAGCUGGAUCCCUGGACUGGGUAGAGAUCGGGAUGCCUGGCUCCCAGGAGAGAUGGUGACCAAGCCCUCUGCAAGUCUGACCUCUAGUGUUCCAGAGAAAACUACCAUGAAAGCCCCAGGGAAAAUGCCUAAGAGUACUAAGAAGUGGGUGACAAAAAAUGCAAAGAGACCAACCACUCAACCCCUAGUAACACCAACCACUAAACACUCCAGGGGCCUGGGCACCCAAGGCCUCCCAGCACUGACCUCAAGGACCACUACAACCCUGACCACUGAAGCCUCCAGAAGACAGACCUCACACACAACUGCCACACUGACUUCUCAGGCCCCCCGAGAACGAACUUCUAAGACCAUGGCAAUGCUGACCACUCAAGGCCCCCAAGAAAUGACCUCUGAGGCCACCAUCAAGAGAAUCCCUCAGGCUUCCCUGGAGCCAUCUGCCGAGAUCCCAGCAGAAGGGUCUCCAGAGUCACCCAAAGAACCAUCCUCCUCCCCCACUGCUGGCAUCACUGAGGAACCAGGCUUGUUCCGGGUUCGUCUGGCCGAUGGGCCUAACCGAUGUGCUGGCCGGCUAGAAGUGUGGCACGCUGGACGCUGGGGGACAGUGUGUGAUGACAACUGGGACCUGCGGGAUGCCACUGUGGCCUGCUGGGAACUGGGCUGUGGAAAGGUCCGGCCCCGGGUGGGCAAAACCCACUAUGGCCCCGGGACUGGGCCCAUCUGGUUGGAUGACAUGGGCUGUAAGGGAAGCGAGGCCUCGCUGAGCGACUGCCCCUCAGGGCCGUGGGGGAAGCACAACUGUGACCAUGAGGAAGACGUGGGGCUCACCUGCACUGGCUACACAGACGAAGAUGAUUAUCCCCCCUGGACCUGGGAUCCUACCUCAGGAGAGGACCUGGCCAAGGGGACCACCACGGCAGGGGUACCUGGACACACUCUCUCUUGGGGCACCACCAGGCGCCCAGGGCUCUCCUCCCUGGCAACAUGGCACCUGCCGGUCACAGGUGACAAGGAUGGUUACGAGCCUCCCUGGACGUGGGACACACCUAUGAGAAGGGGCCUGGCUAAGGGUGCCCCUACCACAGGCAGACCUGCACCCACUCGUGCCACUGGCACCACCAGGAGUCCAGGAAGCCCUCCUCUAGCUCCAAGGGUCCACGAGGACACAGGUUCCCCGAGGAAACCGUGGCCCGAGCGCCGGCUGCUGCGACCCACUGCGACCCGGACAGCGCCCCCCACCCCAUCCCCAGCUCCCUCCGCCUCGGUGGAGCCCCCAGGCCCACUGCUGACCUCUGGGCCACAGCUCAUCGCCGACUCAGCUUCAACGACCUCUGGCCCUCCUGACACUUCGCCACCCACCCCAGACCCGGGGAACCCUGACUUCGUCUUCACAACCCCUGACCGUCCUUUGUCCACCCCUGACUCCAGUGUGAUUCCAACGCUGACUCCAGAACUCUCACCCCCUCUAUCACCCACACUGCCCAAAGGGCUGACCUCUGACUCCUCUGCACAGUCAGAGGUGACCAGCCUUCCCCCGACCUCAGAGCUGACCCCAGAAUCUGACACAACCCCAGACUUGGACACAGCCCCAUACCCAAAUACAGUCCCAGAAUCUUCUGGCUCCCCACACCCUUCCACAACCCCUUGUCACACUACCACCCCGCACUCCACCAUAACCCCUCACCCUGCCACAACCCCUCAUCCUGCCACUACUCCUCAACCCACCACAACCCCUCACCCCAUGACGACCCCUCAACCCACCACGACCCCUCACCCCUCCACAACCCCUCGCCCCACGACGACCCUUCAACCCACCACGACCCCUCACCCCACCACUACCCCUCAACCCCCCAUAACCCCUCAACCCACCACGACCCCUCACUCCAUGACAACCCUUCAACCCACCACGACCCCUCACCCCACCACUACCCCUCAACCCACCACGACCCCUCGCCCCUCCACAACCCCUCACCCUAUGACGACCCUUCAACCCACCACGACCCCUCACCCCACCACUACCCCUCGUCCCACCACAACCCCUCGUCCCUCCACAACUCCUCACCCCAUGAUGACCCCUCAACCCACCACGACCCCCCAACCCACCACCACCAUUUACCCCACCGUGACUCCUGACUCUCCCACAACUCUUCAACCUACCACGACCCCUCAACCCACCACAGCUACUCACCUCAUCACAGCUCCUGACCUCACCUCAACCCCUAUCAUCACUGCUAAGUCCCUUCCAACCUCCUUGGUGACAGAACUUUCCUCACUCACUCUAGCACCAACAGCCAAGCCCAGCCCGCACCCCCAGGUGACCUUCAUGGCAUCUGCCCCUCACACCUCCACAUCUCAGAUGCCAACCCUAGAGCCCUCUCCAACCUUGGAGUCCAGCACCUCCAGGUCCUCCAGAACUCCAAGCACAGACCCGCUGUCCACUGAGGAUUUCAAACCAUCUAAAGGCCAGAGCCCCAAACUAACUCCUCCACCUACCCAGACCCCACACUCAGCCUCUGACCCCACUGUUAUUCCUGACCUCCACCUCUCCUCCAUGGCCCACCCCUUGGAUCAACCUCCCCCUGACCGAGGGCUACCCCCUAGUCAGAGCCCAGGCCCCCUUGGCCCAUGUGUGGCUCCAACCCCACCUAUAAGGGUCAUGGCUUGUGAGCCACCUGCCCUGGUGGAGCUGGUGGCUGCUAUGAGGGAUGUGGGUGGUCAGCUGCAGAGGCUGACCCAGGUCCUGGAGCAGGACCGGCAGGAGCGCCAAGCCCUGGGGCUGGGGCUGACUCAGCUGGUAGAAGCUGCCCAGGGUCUAGGGCAGCUGGGCGAGGCUAUAAAGAGACUGGCAGAGGUGGCCUGGCCCCCCAGCACACUUGUGCCAACCACCACCACCCCAGAGGAGGAGGAGAGGCCUCUGAGAGGAGAUGUGUGAUCCUCUUCCGGAUUUGGGGGGCUUAAGACACUCCCAACCAAAACCAAAACCAAACAGAUUAUUAAUUAAAACAAGGCGUAAAUGGU